Messenger RNA from Emericellopsis atlantica, 1562 nucleotides. RefSeq lists its product as uncharacterized. The record is from RefSeq and is a predicted model, not a curated record. The coding region runs from base 1 to 1500 and encodes 499 amino acids. The transcript has 3 exons. NCBI's taxonomy places the organism in Eukaryota, Fungi, Ascomycota, Sordariomycetes, Hypocreales, Bionectriaceae.
AUGCCAGGGCCAAAGCCAAACGGGCAGAGAGUUGCAAGCUACAAGCGCAUCAUUCUAUGCGCUGACGGCACAUGGCUUGCAUCAGACCUGGGUACUAAAGAGGUGCCGAGUAACGUCGCUACUGUAGCCCGCACGCUAUCGCCAACAGGGUCGAACUCAGAAGGUGAACUCGUUCCCCAGAUUGUGUUCUACCACUCCGGUCUCGGCAGUGGUGCUCUACCCCUUCAGAAGGCUAUCUCUGGUGAGUGUAUCCCAAUCCCCUCGAGACAAGGUCGGGGCACACGGCUGACAAAGUUCAAAGGUGGCCUUGGCUGGGGCUUGGACUUAGACAUCUGUCAGAUCUACGAGUUCAUAGCCGAAAACUACGAGCCAGGAGACGAGCUAUUCUUCUUCGGCUUCUCGCGAGGCGCCUUCACGGUGCGGUCCGUGGCCGGGCUCGUAUGCGAUGUUGGCGUGCUGUCCAAGGUCGACAUGGCCCACUUCCCAGCCCUGUGGCACGCCUACCAGAACAAUCAGAGUGGCCAGCCGUUUGCGAGUUCUCCUUGGUACCAGGAUAAUGCUCAAAAGUUCCAUCUUUCGAGUAAUGUACGCAUCAAAGUCAUCGCGGUGUGGGAAACUGUCGGCGCUCUGGUCAGUAUACUUCCGGCCUUGAUGCGAUCGAUCUUUUCAAGGACUAACGCAGAGCAGGGCAUUCCAGAAUGGCCUCUGGUGAAAGCCUUGGAGAAGAUAGGGGUUCCUGUCAACAGUGAUUUGAAGUUUUACAACACGAACCUAUCACCAGGGGUCGACUAUGCAUUCCAAGCUCUUGCUCUUGACGAACAGCGCCUCACGUUCCCCCCAACAAUGUGGCACAAGACAGAGAAGGCUCCUGCGAUAGACUUGGAGCAAUGCUGGUUUCCUGGUGUCCAUGCUAAUCUCGGCGGGCAGGGAGAGAUACCUGCAAGCCAGAGCGACCACGGUGAAAUUGGCAACAUCAGCUUUGCAUGGAUGGUUGAUAAUGUUGCCGGCAUGCUGACUUUCAACGGUGACGCCAUCGACAAGUUGGUGAAACAGCACCAGCACGCUUUCACGAUCAACGCCAUCCCUAACGGCUGGGGUUGUGGCCCCAUCAUCAGCGACUUUGCUGGCGUCCAAGGUGCCUUCUUCCGCCUCCUCGGCCAGCAAGAUCGCACGCCCGGGAACUACCCGCGGGAUCCAGGCGACGGCCAAGGCGGCGCGACCAACGAAUCGUUCCACCCUAUCGUUCGGUUGCGUAAGAGAAAGGUCCCCGCCUGGACGCCCAAAUCCAUCCAGGACUGGUCGCUCAAGGAGCCUCACGGCGGGCAAGGCUGGUCGUGGUCUAGGAUUGGCUUACCGCCGAUGAGAGAGUGGUCCCUGCGAAAGGAGAAGAUGCAUCUGGCGGUCAAAGUGGACGGCUUGACGAGGUUCGAGGUUGGGGAGAGUCUCUCGAGGAGACUGUGUCCGCCGGAUAUACUGAUGGCUCUAGACAGGGAGCAGUGAGAAGACUGCCACCUUUAGAGACUGCUGGCUAUGGUGGCGUUUUUGCAAAGCUUGAAGAUAGG